AUGCAGCCAGCCGCGUUUAAACUAGCAAUAGUUCUGCGACACACGCCCUCCGAGCUAACUGUGAAGCUGUUAGCGGACCUGUUACACUUACAUCCUCAAUCUGUCCAGCAAGAUUUAACAGCAUAUGUGUUGGCACUUUUGACUGAUGAUGAAGCGUGGUGUGGCAGUUGCGGUUCCAGUGGCGUAUCGGGAGCCGUGGCGACGGGCGGGGCUCCGAUGAGAGACCUUCAGUUGUUCGGAGACUGCGAGCUGGCCGUGCUGGCCGCCUCGCGCGAGGAGUACGACGCGCACGCCAAGCUGGUGCGCGCCGAGUACGCCGCGCUCGCGCACGACAACUACGUCGAGCUGCGGCUCAAGAUUCUGAACCAAUUCAAUCAAAUUCCAAAACUCUACAAUACAGUAGAGUUCGAGGGUUUCGAGGCAGCUGCGAGGGAAAAUAUCGAAAGGGAGAUCUGCACUCUCAGGGAGCAUCUGUUGACCGGAAGACACGAAUAG
Messenger RNA from Melitaea cinxia (Glanville fritillary), 495 nucleotides. RefSeq lists its product as uncharacterized. Lineage: Eukaryota; Metazoa; Arthropoda; Insecta; Lepidoptera; Nymphalidae. The transcript has 4 exons. The record is from RefSeq and is a predicted model, not a curated record. Bases 1 to 495 code for a protein of 164 amino acids.